Microthlaspi erraticum is the source of this 243-nucleotide messenger RNA. The record is from the annotation of a GenBank genome assembly. Lineage: Eukaryota; Viridiplantae; Streptophyta; Magnoliopsida; Brassicales; Brassicaceae.
AUGGACAUGGCUUUUACGCACGUAUGUUUAUGGACGCUAUGCGCUUUCGUGCUGACUUGGACAAUACUCCACGUCACCAACAGGAGGAAGAAGACAACAAAGAUGGCGGAUGCCGAGGCUGAGGAGAUAAGAGACGAUGGCGCUGACGUCAUCAUCGUUGGAGCUGGUGUCGGCGGCUCAGCUCUCGCCUAUGCUCUUGCUAAGGACGGACGUCGAGUACAUGUGAUAGAGAGAGAGACAUGA